This is a messenger RNA of Episyrphus balteatus (marmalade hoverfly), 2232 nucleotides long. RefSeq lists its product as uncharacterized. The record is from RefSeq and is a predicted model, not a curated record. Gene Ontology annotation, biological process: fatty-acyl-CoA biosynthetic process; long-chain fatty acid metabolic process. Gene Ontology annotation, molecular function: long-chain fatty acid-CoA ligase activity. The transcript has 6 exons. NCBI's taxonomy places the organism in Eukaryota, Metazoa, Arthropoda, Insecta, Diptera, Syrphidae. The coding region runs from base 297 to 1925 and encodes 542 amino acids.
UAUUUGUUAUCAAUAAUCACUAUUCACUUAGGUAUUUUAUUUUGUAUGUUAAAGAGGCAUUAAAACUCUAUCUACGCUACAAAGUGCAAAGAUAGCAAAAGCAAAACCACUUCGCUAGAUACUAUUUGUACAAUUUAAAGCUUAAUAAUACUGAAAUCUCGAGAUUAUUCAAUCAUAUUCCAUUACUAGAUACUAACUAGAAAGAAGCUUAAACUGCAUUCAAGUUUAGUUUGGGAGAAAAGUUAAUUUUAACUUAAUUUUGUUUUCCUGAUUAAAUUUCAAGUAGAAAAUUAAAGAUGAAAGCCUCUAUUAAUAACAACAUCGUUUUUGGUGGCGAAAUAACCUCGAGAAUAACGAGCACCUACAGGUCAUUGGGUCAUUUUUUGUUGGAACAAUUUAAAAAGAAUGAAAAUAGCGUGAUGAUGAUAGAUGCCUCAACUGGCAAUGAAUACAAACGCAAAGAUGUCUAUGAUAGAAUUACUCGAUUAGCUUAUAUUCUACAAAAGCUGGGAGUUAAGGAUGGCGAUGUGAUUGGACUAUCGGCUGAGAACUCUAUAGAAUAUGCUGUGGCAAUGUAUGCAGCAUUUGCCAUUGGUGCUACAGUAGCUCCUUUCAAUGUAACAUACAGUGAACGUGAACUUGAUCAUGCAACAAAUCUAUCUAAACCCAAAGUAUUUUUCUGCUCUAAAGGCUGUUUGAAUAGAGUUCUUGCAGUUGCCAAGAAAAAUAAAUAUAUCAAACACGUAAUUGUGUUUGGUGAUGUUAGUUCAAGUUCAGAUGCCACUUCAUUGAAUGAACUAGUUAAUAGUAAGAAAUUUGUGUCAUAUCCAGAUUUUGAACCACCAAGUGUGAAUAAGAAUGAAAAUGUAGCGUUGAUUGUUUGUUCUUCUGGAACAACUGGCAUGCCAAAGGGAGUUCAGCUAACUCAAAUGAAUAUCUUAACUACAUUGGAUGCACAAUUUGAGCCUGAUGCAAUUUCUUUAUCUGAUAUUGCUGUUUUAAGUGUGAUUCCAUGGUUCCAUGCCUUUGGAUGCAUUUCGCUAAUAUUGACAUGUUGUAUGGACACAACUAUGGUUUUCCUGCCUAAAUUUGAAGAAAAAGUUUUUCUAGGAGCUAUACAGAAAUACAAAGUUGUUUUGGCAUUUAUGGUGCCACCACUUAUGGUUUUCUUGGCAAAGCACCCAAUCGUAGACCAAUACGAUCUGUCUUCUCUUCUAGUCUUGAUAAGUGGUGCUGCUCCACUAAGCAAAGAAACUGAAGACACUAUUAAGCAAAGAAUUGGAGUGCCUUUCAUCAGGCAAGGAUACGGCUUAAGUGAGAGUACACUAAGUUUGUUAGUGCAAAAUGAUACUCACUGUAAACCGGGCAGCGUUGGUGCUCUUAAACGUGGUAUCUAUGCCAAAGUUUUAGAUACAGAAACUGGUGCUACCUUGGGACCCAACCAACGUGGUGAGCUGUGCUUCAAAGGUGAAUGUAUUAUGAAAGGCUACGUUGGUGAUAAAAAAUCCACAGAGACCAUUAUCAAAGAUGGCUGGCUCCACACUGGCGAUAUUGGUUAUUUUGAUGACGAUUUUGAGUUCUUUAUUGUUGAUCGUAUAAAGGAGCUCAUUAAAUACAAAGCAUUCCAAGUGCCACCAGCUGAGAUCGAAGCACUACUUUUAACGCACAAAAAGAUAAAGGACGCAGCUGUAGUUGGCAAGCCAGAUGAGGCAUGCGGUGAGCUUCCAUUUGCAUUUGUAGUCAAACAAGCAAAUGUUGAGCUUACUGAAGAAGAGGUAUUAAAAUAUGUUGCUGAUAAUGCGUCACCGGCAAAAAGACUUCGUGGCGGUGUACGUUUUGUUGAUGAAAUUCCAAAGAAUGCCAGUGGGAAAAUAUUGCGUCGUGUUUUACGUGAUAUGCUAAACAAACCAAAGUCUAAGUUGUAAGAAAUUUUGAGUGUGGUUACUUUCUUUUUUUCUAAUUCUUGUUCUAAGUUAACACAAUUAAGUAAGUUCAUAUUCGGUGAUUUUGUAACUGAUUUUCUAUUUAUAUAAAUGAAGGCUUUUUUCGAUGCAAAGACGGUCAUACAUGCACAAAACAUGUAUUGUUGGAAAGGUGUACCAUUAGUUCAUACAUAACAUAUACUAAACUGAUAUAUUUAUUAUAAUCAAGACUAUUCAAUAAUUUAUAAAUAAAUAAAGAGGCAGAACAAAUUAUAAAUAAAAAAGGAUUUUUUUUUUAAUUUUUAAAUAA